Molecule: messenger RNA, 970 nt
Organism: Aspergillus steynii IBT 23096
Lineage: Eukaryota; Fungi; Ascomycota; Eurotiomycetes; Eurotiales; Aspergillaceae
Product: putative G-patch domain protein
Exons: 1
Coding region: 26-817 (263 amino acids)
Molecular function (GO): nucleic acid binding
Source: RefSeq, a predicted model, not a curated record
CCAACCACCAGCACUGGGAAACGCCAUGGCUGCCGUCGACGACGACGACGAGGAUUACUUUCUCCCGCUCGAAGACCAGCGAGUCUUCGGCGCCGGCAUCAGUCGCAAACGCGUACAGUUCGUGCGCUCGUCGGACCACGAGCUCAACACGACCCGCACAUCGUCGGCCCCGACACCCUCAACGCUGACAGGACCAUCCAUCGCCAACAGAUACCUCUCUAUUGUGCUAUCCAAGAACCAGAACCAGAGCACAGAAAGCACCGCUCCUACGCCCACCCCCGAAACGAAUACCACACACUCUGCCCCUCCCUCUCCAUCAUCCCAACCUCGCCAUCCGCCCACCGCACGCUGCGAAGUCUGCCAACUGCCUCUCGCCGAAGACGCAGAUCUCUCUUCAACCUCUACAGAUACCCAAACCAAAUCUCAUGAAGCCUCCAUUGCGCAUCAAGUAUGCCUGGCGCACUCGCACCCUCCCUCGCAUCUAGACCGGACACGGCACGGCCUGCGCUAUCUCUCGGCCUACGGGUGGGACCCUGAUAGUCGAAGGGGACUCGGAGCGCCGGGUCGAGAAGGGAUCCGGGAGCCGUUGAAGGGGAAGUUAAAGGUUGAUACGGUGGGAUUAGGAGCGGAGGGCGACCCAGAAGAGAAAGACAAGAGACCGAAGACGAAGGGUCGAGCGGCACAGGGGAAGAUUGAAAAGUUGAAUGCAAAGCAGGUGCGGAAGGGGCAUGCGGACGCGAAAAAGAGAGGAGAUCGAUUGCGGGAGAUGUUUUAUCAGAAUGAUGAUGUGCAGAAAUAUCUCAGUGGAGGGGGCUAGGGGGCCGAAUCUAAUGUGAUAGAUGGGUUGGUUCAUUUGGCGUUCAAUAGCGUGUGAUACCCCUGGUUUUUAUUUCUUUAUUUAUUUUUCUAUGUAUUAUGAGGGAAGUUCGGCCGGUUUUUAAAUGACGAGGACAUAUCUGAACUGAGCUAC